Molecule: messenger RNA, 955 nt
Organism: Chenopodium quinoa (quinoa)
Lineage: Eukaryota; Viridiplantae; Streptophyta; Magnoliopsida; Caryophyllales; Amaranthaceae
Product: 54S ribosomal protein L51, mitochondrial-like
Exons: 3
Coding region: 185-544 (119 amino acids)
Biological process (GO): mitochondrial translation
Cellular component (GO): mitochondrial large ribosomal subunit
Molecular function (GO): structural constituent of ribosome
Source: RefSeq, a predicted model, not a curated record
UUAAACUACCCUCUCAAAUCUCAACAAGUCAAAAGUCAAUACGGAGUACUGAACUGUGUGAGCCUCUGUGAGGGGUUUUACUGUGAACACUUAAAACCCUAAUUCCCAAUUCCUGCUAUCGCAAUUCAAAAUCUUUUGAAAUUUCUGCAGAAAUUACAAAUUUCAAUCGAAAUAACUUUGCAUAAUGUCGCUCAGAGGAGUUUGGCAGCUUCAGAAACUCAUCGUUAGCUACUGCGAUUGGGGAGGCAGCAGCAGGGGUAUCAGGGCAUUCAUGGAAACAAAUUUGCCAUCAAUUAAGGAGAGCAAUCCACGAAUAGAGGUUGUUACGGAACUCAUUCGUGGACAGCAUCCACAUCUGAAGGCUUUCUAUCGAAACAAGAAUGAACGAGUUGUUUGUGUGAAGAAUAUGACACCAGAAGAUGUGCUGCUACAUGCAAAUAGGUUGAGGAAUGCCUUGGGAAGGAAGGUGAUAAAGUUGAAGACAAGACAUGUCACAAAGCACCCUAGUGUACAAGGCACCUGGACAACUGCUCUGAAAUUAUGAAGCAACAAAAAACCUUUGUGGUUAAUGAUCCUGCUGGCAAUAAGAUGGCAAUCAUAUGAAACUUAUAGUGUCUUUUUACGCCCGUGUUAGUUUCUUUUUGAAGAUAGCUCAAAAUUUGGUUAAUGAUACUGGACCUUAGCUGUUUGCAAACUAGGAUUGAGAAUUCAUCCUUGGGUUUUUUUUAUGACCACAUUGCUCUAGCCUCUCGCCUUCUUUUGUAACCUUGGUUUUUUAAUGAUCACACUGUAUUGCUUCGCAGGUAGCAUAUGCAAGUACUCAUCUUGCUACCUUGGUUUAUCAUGAUCACAUUGUAUUGCAUAGCCUGCUCCAUUGGUUUGCUUACAAAAGUCAGAUGAACAAAAUAACGAUUGUGUAGGUUAAUCUUAUUUCCUAGAUGAGUUUAACAUUCAA